GUGUUGUGUGUUCUCUGUAGGGAGAGAAGGGAAGAGAUGUUCCUUCGGAGGUUCGCUGGGCCAUUGUUGGCGAAGGUGAAGGAGACGACUGGGAUCGUAGGCCUGGAUGUGGUGCCGAACGCAAGGGAAGUGUUGAUCUCACUCUACUCGAAGACCUUGAAAGAGAUCCAAACCGUACCCGAGGACGAAGGUUACAGGAAGGCUGUGGAGAGCUUCACAAGGCAUCGGCUCAAGGUAUGCCAGGAAGAAGAGGAUUGGGAGCAGAUCGAGAAGCGCAUCGGCUGUGGUCAGGUCGAGGAGCUCAUCGAGGAGGCCCAGGACGAGCUUAAACUCAUGGCCAAGAUGAUGGAGUGGGACGCUUGGGGUGUGCCUGAAGGUUAUGAAUGUGAGGUUAUUGAGAACGAUGCUCCAGUUCCUAAGCAUGUCCCUCUGCACCGACCAGGUCCUCUUCCAGAGGAGUUCUACAAGACGUUGGAGACUGUCAGUUCUGUCCCAACAAAAGAUGAACAGGCAACCAUCGCUAAGGAGUCACAGCCAAAGGAGUGACCUACACCAAGUGCAUCCUUGGGUUUUUUUCCUGCGUGAAAUACACAUUUACAAAUUUGAAGCUGUGCAAUGUUCUUGUUCUUUUGUUAUUGCUUUUGAACUCACUAGAUUUUUCUAGUAAGUUGCAGAAGAAAAGUGUUGUUUAUGUGGCAAAAGAUAGAACCAUAUGAGGAAUAACCUUUUGGGCGAACUAGUUUUGAGGAAGGAACAUGUUAUUUUUUUUUCCUGGCUCCUCAUUAAGAAAAUGUAUGUGAUAAAUAACAUCUUUUGAAUCUGGUACCGGAUUAAAAUACAUUUAUAUGUUCUUUACUCCUUAA
Telopea speciosissima is the source of this 863-nucleotide messenger RNA. Its product is annotated as probable NADH dehydrogenase [ubiquinone] 1 alpha subcomplex subunit 5, mitochondrial. Gene Ontology annotation, biological process: respiratory electron transport chain. The record is from RefSeq and is a predicted model, not a curated record. Bases 37 to 546 code for a protein of 169 amino acids. The transcript has 2 exons. Lineage: Eukaryota; Viridiplantae; Streptophyta; Magnoliopsida; Proteales; Proteaceae.